AUGCUCUUCAGCAUAAAUCCAAAUCAAGGAGAAACUGACUUAAUCAAGAUCGAAUUAAUACAAGAAAUUGUUGAGCAAUUAUCAAGUUUCAUUUUUAUCGAACAAUACAUUGGUAAAAUGAAAAAACUUCAAAUUAGUGCACGACUUCUUACAAUAGUCGAUAGUAUUCAAGAUGAAGCUACACAUUUUCAAAUUUAUCGUAUUCUAGCAGCGAUAUUAACAGAAAAAGAUAUUAAAACACUCGCAUCACCUGACAAAAUUGUUACGAUUUUUCUUAGAAAAAUUAAUGAUAUUAGCAAUAAUAUUUGCCAACGAGAACCUCUAAGUAAUAUAUUAAUAGCUUUAAAAAGUCUAGUACAACAUGAUCAAAUUAAAGAUGAGAUUGUCAAACAACAAGGAUUACCCCUUUUAAUACGAUGUGCAACCGAACCAGAACUUAUAAAACAAGGUGAGGGUAAUACAUGGUCUCUAGAGAUAUUACUGGCUCUUACAUUCAAUAAGGAAGCAUUUAAUACUAUUAAGAAUAACAUUGAAUUCAUGAAGCAUCUCAGAGCCUUGCUUCAUUCUACAGAUGACGAUGGAAAACGAUUUGCAGACAGCAUCUUAUGGAAACUUGAACAAGACAAAAAAGACGUUGAAUCAACAAAUAUUUCAUCUAAUGAUCAAUAUGAUAUCAUGCUUAGCUAUUCACAUCGUAAUAAAGAUCUUUGCUAUGCUAUUUAUGAUCGUCUUAUCAAAGAUGGUUUUCGAGUAUGGAUUGAUCGAGAAAAUAUGUAUGGAUCUCCUAUGGAUUCCAUGGCUUAUGCUAUUGAAAAUUCUCAAUAUGUUCUUGUGUGUAUGUCUGAGGCAUACAAACAAAGUCCUUGUUGUCAAUUAGAAGCUCAGUAUGCAUUUCAGAAACGACGUCCACUCAUUCCAUUGGUCAUGACUCCAAGAUAUAAGCCAGAUGGAUGGUUAGGCAUUAUUGUCAGUGGAAAAAUCUAUAUCGAUAUUCCUAAAUUGACAAUUGACUCCGCCUAUAUCGCCCUUAAAAAAGAAAUUAAUGCAUAUCUUAAAAAGAGAAAUGCAAUCGAAGAAGUAUCGUCUCGAAAAACACCACUGGACCACAAUUCUGUAUCAAAAAUUUCUGCAACAGCAAGAGCACUUUCGAUCACUGAAAUGACAUCUGAAACUCAUCGAUCGAUCACGUAA
This is a messenger RNA of Rotaria sp. Silwood1, 1191 nucleotides long. The record is from the annotation of a GenBank genome assembly. Lineage: Eukaryota; Metazoa; Rotifera; Eurotatoria; Philodinida; Philodinidae.